GCCACAUACUAGAAGACUCGAGAACAAAGAAACCUUCCUCAAAGGCGGUUAUAAAUAGAGAUUUUCUUGGUCCCCAAAAUUCACAAUAUCAUCCAAAUCCCAAGCAAAUAACAAUUUCUCAAGUUCAUCGUUGCAUUCAAUCUUUUUUGAUCAGAAGAUGCAGAUCUUUGUGAAAACCCUAACCGGUAAGACGAUUACUCUUGAAGUCGAGAGUUCCGAUACGAUCGACAAUGUGAAAACGAAGAUACAGGACAAGGAAGGAAUCCCUCCAGAUCAACAACGUCUUAUCUUCGCCGGUAAACAGCUCGAAGACGGCCGUACUCUCGCCGAUUACAAUAUACAGAAGGAAUCGACGCUCCAUCUUGUUCUUCGUCUUCGUGGAGGCAUGCAGAUCUUCGUCAAAACCCUAACCGGAAAGACGAUCACGUUGGAGGUCGAGAGCUCUGAUACAAUCGACAACGUGAAGACGAAGAUUCAAGACAAGGAAGGAAUCCCUCCCGAUCAACAGCGUCUCAUCUUCGCCGGUAAACAGCUUGAGGACGGCCGUACCCUCGCCGACUACAACAUCCAAAAGGAGUCAACGCUUCAUCUCGUCCUCCGUCUUCGUGGAGGUAUGCAGAUCUUCGUUAAAACCCUCACCGGGAAGACGAUCACCUUGGAGGUUGAGAGCUCCGACACCAUCGAUAACGUUAAAACCAAAAUUCAAGAUAAGGAGGGGAUUCCACCGGAUCAACAGCGAUUGAUCUUCGCCGGAAAACAACUGGAGGAUGGGCGAACACUUGCAGACUAUAACAUCCAGAAGGAGUCGACUCUCCACCUGGUUCUUCGUCUGCGCGGUGGUAUGCAGAUCUUCGUGAAGACUUUAACGGGUAAAACUAUAACGCUGGAGGUGGAAAGCUCUGAUACUAUCGAUAACGUGAAGGCUAAAAUCCAGGAUAAGGAGGGGAUCCCACCUGAUCAACAGAGGUUGAUCUUUGCAGGGAAGCAAUUGGAAGAUGGUCGUACGUUAGCUGAUUAUAACAUCCAGAAGGAGUCCACUUUGCACCUUGUUCUUCGUCUUCGUGGUGGUGAUCUCUGGAAGUUGAACUAGAUAGUUAUCUUGGUGUUGCUUUGAUAUGGGUGUAUUGGUGUUAGAUGCCUGUUUUGGUUGAUUGAUGUAUUGGUGUGUUACAAUUUUAGAUCAUUAAAAAAAAAACUAAUCAGAAUAGUCUUUUGUUACUCUAAAAUGGUUGAAGGUAAUUGUGUGUUUUCGAUGCAUAAAAA
This is a messenger RNA of Lactuca sativa (garden lettuce), 1263 nucleotides long. Its product is annotated as polyubiquitin. Gene Ontology annotation, molecular function: protein binding. The record is from RefSeq and is a predicted model, not a curated record. NCBI's taxonomy places the organism in Eukaryota, Viridiplantae, Streptophyta, Magnoliopsida, Asterales, Asteraceae.